AUGGUGUUGUGGUUUCAGCUGCCGGCAGAGAUCCGCAGCAAGGUCUACGAAUACGUCUUCCGGGCAGUUGUCUUCAAGCCGCUGCAACUGCCCAACUUUCCGAUGGACACAGACCAAGCCAAUCGACUCCCAUCCCCAUCGUUCGCGUCCUUAGCAGUGUGCAGACAAUGGAAAAGCGAGGUCACGCCAUACCUCCUGCCAACGGGCACAUUCGACUUCACAGACCAUCCAGGAGACACUCCAUGCAUAGUUUCUCCCAAGGCAUAUGAGGUGAUGCGGCACGUGGUGAUUCUGGAAACUCAUUGCUUCAGUACGGAUUGGCUGCAUCAAGUCUUUGAUAAGAUGACCCAGGUGCGCACUAUGACGGUUCGAAAGCUGAGGAAAACUGGUCCUGUGGACAACAGUGUUUUUGACGGGCCGAGAUUGACGAAGACGUUCAUCGAAAAGGUUAAAAUUGACCCAAUCCAAACAUUGUUGACAGGAUAUCGCUUCGACCAUAUAUAUAUAAAAAAGAUGUUGAAGGAUAAAGGGCAGCAGGAGAGAAGAGUUGUCCUGGAAGGAAGUUUGUGGCUUGCUGACAACGCUGAGACAAUUCACUCGAAGUUUGCCGUUGAUCUGGACUCAUGGAAAGUCCGGAUUGAGGGAGUGCUGGAAGGAGGGACGGCGAUCGAAAUCCAGGCAGCCGAACCUGCUCCUGUCAAACCAGCUCAUUUCGAGGAUGAGGAAGGGAUGUUCGAGUAUAUGAUCAGUCAACAUUGGGCUUCAUUGCAGCACAGCCAAGGCAUAUACUAG
Messenger RNA from Cladophialophora bantiana CBS 173.52, 792 nucleotides. RefSeq lists its product as uncharacterized. The record is from RefSeq and is a predicted model, not a curated record. Bases 1 to 792 code for a protein of 263 amino acids. Lineage: Eukaryota; Fungi; Ascomycota; Eurotiomycetes; Chaetothyriales; Herpotrichiellaceae. The transcript has 2 exons.